CGGCACCGCCUCCACCAGACUGCUUUAUGUCUGGCAGCAGAGACCAUGCGCGGUCGCCAUAUUACGGAGCACCCCUCCCCUCCAGUCCCGUCACAGCACAGAGCCACAGCAGCGGUGCAGGAGGCUACAUACUGAACAACGCUACCGCCGGGGAGGACCAGUGAUACAGCAAAACCAAGACUAAAACCAGGACUCAGUGGGAUGGAUUAAACCUUUGUACGCCGCUGUUAAUUGAUCGUAUUCGGUUUUACACUGAUCUGCACUGGAUGAAAGGUUGCUUGUUUACAUUUUCUUUCCUUUGAGCAAAUUCAGCAGCUAAAACGACUCGUCUGUGUUUAGCUAGCCGGUGAUGGAGACUGGCAGCUAGCUAGCUGACGUUACUCCUCUGUCAGGCUAGCAUCUGAUAUAAGGCUAACUUACCUAGCAGCUAACGAGUGCCCGUUUGUUUCUCACUAGAAAGCCAACAAAAUGUUUGUUUAAUAGAGGCACAAACGGACAACACUGGUAGUUAGCCGGCGAAUUAACACUGGCAUCGGUUGACGUUAGCUCGCUAGCUACUCAGCCACUAGCUUCUUUUGCCUCGCUAACUGUCACUGGAGAUCGUGUAUGAGAGGCUGUAAAUAUUGGCACAACUUUGCCUGAUAUUUAAGAACAGCCCGGUUGUAAUUUUUAUUUUUUUGAUCGUCUGUUGAUCGCAGUUUAGUCAAAACGGCGCCGUUAACGAACUGCAACCUUAUUGCAUACUGUCAGAGACCAACUACCCCCCGGAUCCUCUCGAAAUGCAUCAUCCGGACCCUGCAGGAGACUCUGGCAGUGUUAGAAAGAUGGCGCACCCGGCUGUCUUUCACAGAAGGGGUAGCAAUACAGGCAGCGGGAGCGGCUCCACGCUGUCGGCACCGGCAAACCAGGUGGUCAAUAACAGCCACGUCCCAGCCGAUGAUUACCAACCCUCCCUGUUGAUCCAGUGCCAACCUCCUGCUGGUUCAUCCUCCCCGGGUCCCCACCACAUCCCACCCCACAGCCUGAACCUGCAGCCCCAGCCCACACAGCCCACCGGAGCUCAGAUAAAGAAGAAGAGUGGCUUCCAGAUCACAAGUGUGACUCCAGCACAAAUAUCUGUGAGUACCAACAACAGUAUUGCAGAGGACACAGAGAGCUACGAUGACCUGGAUGAGUCCCACACAGAGGAUCUGUCUUCUUCGGAAAUCCUGGAUGUGUCCCUCUCCCGCGCUAACGAUGUAGUGGGAGCAGAGAGGAGCUCGUCAGAGGAGACGCUGAAUAAUUUCCACGAUGCUGAGACCCCUGGAGCUGUCUCCCCUAACCAGCCCUCACACCCCCAUGCCCUGAACCAGCAGCAUGGUGGGGCCAUGGUGAAUGGGACUGUGCACCAUCCUCAUCAUCCUAACCAUGCCCAGGGAUACCCGCUGUCCUCUGGGCCUGGGAGCAUCCCAUCUGCCCUCGCUUCUGGACCUUGUGUCACCCAGAAAAUGCCUUCUAACGUGGGGGUCCCUCAAGAGAAUGUUUCCCAGGCUGCCCCCCCAAGUAUUGUGGCUCAGCCCGUGGGGGUUGCGGCCCCGGGUUCUGUCCCUGGAAUGCACAGCUCUGCUACAGGCACUACAGUUAGCAUAGUUAAUCCCCAGACCAGCACUGUUAGUAAUGUGAAUAUGUUAAGCUCUGCCAACGUGCCUGUGAGAGGGGGGAUCAGCACGAGUGCUAGCAGUAGCAGUGGUGGCUUUCCUCUCAAUGUGAUGAGCAGCAGCGGGGGGAGUGGAGGUGGAGGUGGCGCUGCUGCAGCCGGGGGUAACCUCAUAACCACCACUAAUGUCAGCAUGAUCCAGCAACACCAAAACAUCAACUCCAACAUGAUUACUACGACUACUGCUGCUGCUUUCAGUGCCUCUGGAGGGAUGGGGCUCUCCAGUGGGAUCCAGGGAAGAGUUGGGUCUGCUGUGAGUGCCCCUGUCACAGCUGUGGCCACAGCCCCUGCACCAUCUGCUCCUGCCCCAGCUCCUGCCCCUGCAGUGACUACCACCAGUUCCCGCUUCAGGGUGGUGAAGCUGGACUCUAGCUCUGAACCCUUUAAGAAGGGCAGAUGGACAUGCACUGAAUUCUAUGACAAGGAGACCCCGGUCUCUGCUCCCAGCUCUGCUGCAUCUGAUACCGGGUCGGUCAGCAUGCGUCAGUUUGUUUCUGAGAGCUUUGCUGGGGCCUCAGAGAGGGAAAGCACAAGUGGUAGUUCUGUGAGCAGCACUAUGAGUACAUUGAGCCAUUAUACUGAGAGUGUGUGCAGUGGAGAGGCUGGGGGACCCCCAGUUGCCCAGCAUGCCCAGGAUUACGCCUCCCCUCCUCAGGGCUUUCAAGGAAUCCUCCCCAGUGGCUUAAGCAUGGGAGUGUCGCAACCUCACAUGCACCCCCAGGAUAUUACCCUUUCACAUGGGAAGACUACUGCGGCCCCCUCGGCUCCCACUAGCAUUCAUCAGCCUGCUCCCAUGCCAGGCCACCAGACCGCCAGUGGUCUCCCUGCGCCGGCGUUACCCCAGCAGCAGCUCACUUAUGCCCAGGCGGUUGCUAAUCAAUCCUCAGGCUCCUCACAGGGCUUAGUGGGUGUUCAGCAGCAGCAGGCAGGCUAUGCCACCUUACCACAGCAACCAUCUGCUACCCCCCAAGCAGCCCCAGUGCAGGUGAGGCCACCUGAGUACUCUCAUCCACACCAAGGUAUCUCCCAGGCUACAGCUUCUCAACCUCUGCCCAACCAAACUGGAUCAGCUCCCUCUGUGUCAGCUAAUGGAGCAUGUCAGAUGAUGGGCGGCCCACAGCAGUCACAGGCACUCCUUCACACACAGGCCCAGCAGCCCUCCUCCCUUCAGUCCGCCACCUCCAGUAUGCCCCCUCAUGUUGGAGUACCAGGCCUUGGCCAGCAGCCUCAGAGCCACCCAGGCCAUCUGGAUUGCCAGCAGCAGAAGCCACAGUCGCUCCCAACACAAAUCCAAAACCCGGGUCUCAGCACCCAGCUGCCCACAACAGUCCACCAGAGCCAAGUGUCUGCACCAAGUGUGCCUCCUCCCAACUCUCAGAGUGCUCCCCAGACCCAACCACAAGCCCACAACACUGGAAACAGUGGUAGAAUGCCCCCACAGGGUGUCCCGCAGAGCCAGCUGUCUUGUGUCAGCUUGUCCCAGGACCACAGCAGCGCCCUGGCCCUGGCUCAUGCUGCCCAGGCCAGCGCCCUCUACGCCAGUCUGCCCACCUUCACCACCACUCAGCUGCAGGAUGCCCAGCGGCUGCUCCUCCAGCACCAGUCGGCUUUGUUGGGGCUGCCCAAGCUGUCCGGAGGGGAGGCUGGCUCUGGAUCCAGCACUGGCCAGGGUCAAGAAGCGGAGGGCAACGCCACUGCCGCCAGUGCCUUAACUGCAUCUGCUGGUCUCAAGACGGUGGAUGGAGAGGAGGAUGGCUCGUCAGGAGCCAGCGUUGUGGCCAUAGAUAACAAGAUUGAACAAGCAAUGGACCUGGUGAAGAGUCACCUGAUGUACGCCGUGCGUGAGGAGGUGGAAGUCCUAAAGGAGCAGAUUAAGGAGCUGAUUGAUCGUAACUCCCAGUUGGAGCAGGAGAACACCCUGUUGAAGACACUGGCCAGCCCGGAGCAGAUGGCCCAGUUCCAGGCCCAGGUUCAGACCGGCUCCCCGCCUGCCCCUUCAACAGCUGCCACCCCGGGACCCCCGAGCGCCGCUGCCCUCACCCAGCCCACUUCGCACAGCUCUGGUCCCUCGGCGUAGCCUGGUCUGCACAGACAGACGGACAGACUGACUUUUAAGUUCUGCUGCAGCAGCAGAGUUAAACCUUGCCUUCUACAGCAGGAGGUUAUGCUGUUAAGACAAGAAUUUGCACAUAUUUAUCUCUCAGAAGGAUGCAGCUAGUGGGACAGGAGGUGUGGUGCUGUACAGCACGGUGGUGGAGGGUGACAAUCUUGAGAUGCUGUAAAGGGGAGUUGGUUUCAGCGGAGGAUUGAAUCAUCGAACAUUUGCCAAAUAUCCCUUGGACAUAUCAACUAGAAUGUCUUACCAAGAAGAAACAAAAACAGCUUAUCAGUGGCGACAAUAUACUUAGCUAUAGAAAAAAAAUCACUGUGCCUGUGUCUGGAUUUUAAGUGAUGUCGAUUUUACUGAUGAUGGCGGUGGAAGCGCAGGAGGUGGAGGAUUGUAUUGGUUACCAAUUUUUUUUUUUUUUUGCUGAAUGAUGUAAAUAAAAGAGGUUCUCUCUCAAGGCUGAAGUUACAGACUGAGAGAUGUGAGGGAGCGGAAAAAGCCUUCUCUGAGUGACAUAUGAAGAAUGUGAGCAAUUAUUAUGACAAAGUCCCCAUCUGGAAUGGGGGAGUCGAGGGAGGGCUGGGGAGGGGGCGGGAGGGUAUUCUUGAACAACACCCGGCAGCAUUGAUGACGUUACUUCAACCGUGGGUUGGUGGGAUGAACAAAACAUGGUUUCUUAUGGAGAUGAUGAUAUUCUAUUUCAGUAUUUCACUUUCAAGCUCCUCAUUUUGCCCUCGACAAAGCUCAUCAUUGCUGUUCUCUCAACCCUGCAGUGGCAUGUAAUUUAAACCUUAUUUGACAGGGUUGGGACAUUUGGGCUAAGCUGCAUUUUCUUUUUUUUCCUAAAAGUUUGACGGGCAGAAGAAGAUGUAUAUUUCUGUAUAGUGUAAGUACCAUGUAAAAUAGUGCGGAGAGGGAGAAAAACAACAGAGGCUAUCUUGGCCACACAGAUUGAAGCGGGUGAGCGGGGAACAUGCUGGUCUUGCCCAGUCUGUGUCGUCUAUUUUUAAUGCUGUAUUUUCAAGAUUCUGUGGAUGGACAGGAGUUUAGGUUAUUUAACUGACAACACACAGACAGCAAAGGUGUCCAUAUCCCUUACUGCGACAUUAACUCUUACUGUAAAAUCAUUUUCACUUGGCUCUUUUUCUUUCUGGAGUAUUGCACCUUUAUAUUUUCUUUUUAUUUGACAGUGAAGUACUUUUGGAUGAACAAUAUCUUAAAUCUCAGCAUUUAAAAAAACAAACUCUAGAGAUGUUUUUUUUUUCUUUUUCAUUCUGUGUAUCAGUUGUAUGCUCAUGUUCUGUGCAUGUUUCUGCAAAAACCGGAUGAGAUAUUGUAACAUACAUACCACAAUUGCACUUGACAGCUGCACUUCACAACUUUUAAUAAACAUGCUUAAGGAAGAAUAA
Molecule: messenger RNA, 5212 nt
Organism: Plectropomus leopardus (leopard coralgrouper)
Lineage: Eukaryota; Metazoa; Chordata; Actinopteri; Perciformes; Serranidae
Gene: tsc22d1
Product: TSC22 domain family, member 1
Biological process (GO): regulation of transcription by RNA polymerase II; positive regulation of cell population proliferation; negative regulation of apoptotic process
Cellular component (GO): cytosol; nucleus
Source: RefSeq, a predicted model, not a curated record